Molecule: messenger RNA, 1398 nt
Organism: Westerdykella ornata
Lineage: Eukaryota; Fungi; Ascomycota; Dothideomycetes; Pleosporales; Sporormiaceae
Exons: 1
Coding region: 1-1398 (465 amino acids)
Source: RefSeq, a predicted model, not a curated record
AUGCCAGGUUCUGCGGGUAAAAUCAUGCCUGAUAAGCAGCAGCAGAAGCCCAGCAAAGCAAAUACGGCAGAGGGAAAGACGACGAUAUCAACUGCACCUAGACCGCGAACUGCAGAUGCACAGGAGAGCAAUGCAGAUACUACUACGAUGAACGGCGCUUCCGCGAAUCCCAACCGCACACGUCGACGACCAAGGAAACUGAACAAGGAGCCACCCUCAUCGUUGAAGCUCGAUCAAACUCGUCCUCCAUCUCAAUCUCAAUCUCAACCUCAACCUCCAGCCGCAUCCACACCCACUGCACUCCCACCCAGCACCAAAGCUAGCAACCCACACACGCCUACCACAUCCGCGACCGGCGAACUCGAAGCGCUCGAAUCCCGCGUCCGCGGUCUCGAAGCCAAAGUCGAGGAGCUCUAUAAAGCAGGUCGUGCAGCGCGAGGAGUGCGCUCGCCACGUCGACGCGGCAAGGGAAGUCGGCGGAAUUACUCGAAAGUUCAGGUGGGAGAUGUAGAUACAGGUACGUCAGCUGCGGCGGAGCAAAGCGGUAAGGUGGUAGGAGGCUUCGAAAAGGAUGCUGAGCAUGGUCGUGAUGAUGGUACUGUCCAUGCUGAUAUGGAGAGAGAAGCAGAGGAGGAAGAGGAGGAGGCGAAAAAUGAGGAGUUGGUCCGCCUCGAAGGGGAACUCGCCGUCGCAAGGCGGGAUCUGGAGUCCUAUCAACGGCCACGACAGUCACGGCGACGGCGCAGCACACGCCUUGACGAACCUCCAGAGGGGCAAGGAGAAGAAGAAGACUUGGUUGAAGAGAUUCCACGCGUCUCCUCGCCGGGCAUUCAACGACGCAGUCAGGGAGGCAGACAAGUCACCCUCAUAGGCAGCUAUCGCAUCCCCCUCCCCGCGACCGUGAGCAUGGACGACGUGCGGAGCAUCCAAAGUGGUGUAUCCGCCGCGCAAAACGUAGCGAGGAGCUUCCUGGAGCAGAGGAGGGCGGCGGCGAGGACGACUGGGCAGACGAGAUCGAGACCGCAGCAGCAUCGGCAGCAGCAGCAGUGUUCCUCGGCCGUCCCGCAGCACACCACCGAAGCCGAUGGGAAACAGUCCUGGGCAGAAUGGUUUGGCGGGUACACCAUGGCCAUCUCGCGCGCGGUGCGGAAUAUCGAGGCAGAGGCGGCGAUUGAGAGCAGUCAGUCUCGCAUCCAGAGUGAUGGUGAUGCAGAAGGACUGUCGCGUAAGGGGGCGAAGGUGUCGCCUAAGAAGAGGACUCCAGCUGCGGAUUCGAUGGCAAAGUUGUCGACGACAAAGUCGGGGGCGAGGAGUCGGCAGCAGCGACAAAGCCCGUCAUCGAAGGACCCGGAUAUUGGUGGGUUGAAUAGGGAGGCGGUUCAGGGGCUGGUGAGCUAG